Hypomesus transpacificus is the source of this 817-nucleotide messenger RNA. RefSeq names its product RAB3A, member RAS oncogene family, a (gene rab3aa). The coding region runs from base 89 to 748 and encodes 219 amino acids. Gene Ontology annotation, biological process: axonogenesis; regulation of synaptic vesicle fusion to presynaptic active zone membrane; regulation of exocytosis. NCBI's taxonomy places the organism in Eukaryota, Metazoa, Chordata, Actinopteri, Osmeriformes, Osmeridae. Gene Ontology annotation, cellular component: endosome; synaptic vesicle; plasma membrane. Gene Ontology annotation, molecular function: GTP binding; GTPase activity. The record is from RefSeq and is a predicted model, not a curated record. The transcript has 5 exons.
GGCAGUCAAUCAACAGACGCUCGAGCUCCUGCAGGUGCACCACCAAGACAGCAAAGGAGCAGUGAGAUAAAACGGAUAUUUCACGAAGAUGGCGUCAGCAACAGCCUCUUACGGGCAGAAGGAGUCGUCAGACCAGAACUUUGACUACAUGUUCAAGAUCCUCAUCAUUGGCAACAGCAGCGUCGGCAAGACCAGCUUCCUUUUCCGCUACGCUGACGACUCGUUCACGCCGGCCUUUGUCAGCACGGUGGGAAUAGACUUCAAGGUGAAGACCAUCUACAGGAACGACAAGAGGAUCAAGCUGCAGAUCUGGGACACAGCAGGGCAAGAGAGAUACAGGACCAUCACCACAGCCUACUACAGAGGAGCCAUGGGCUUCAUUCUCAUGUACGACAUCACCAACGAAGACUCCUUCAACGCUGUGCAGGACUGGGCCACCCAGAUCAAGACGUACUCCUGGGACAACGCCCAGGUGCUGCUGGUGGGGAACAAGUGUGACAUGGAGGACGAGAGGGUGGUGGCUGCAGAGAGAGGGAGGCAGCUGUCUGACCAGUUAGGGUUUGAGUACUUUGAGACAAGUGCGAAGGACAACAUUAACGUGAAGCAGACGUUCGAGCGUUUGGUGGACGUGAUCUGUGAGAGGAUGUCUGAGAGUCUGGACAACGCUGACCCCACCCUGACCGGGGCCAAGCAAGGGCCCCAGCUCACUGAGCAGCCUCAGAGGGCCCACCAGGACUGUGCCUGCUGAACACACACACACAGCCCUACACACAGAGCCCAACACACACACACACACAGAGCCCAACACACACAGCCC